Molecule: messenger RNA, 2367 nt
Organism: Serinus canaria (Common canary)
Lineage: Eukaryota; Metazoa; Chordata; Aves; Passeriformes; Fringillidae
Gene: CHN1
Product: chimerin 1
Exons: 13
Coding region: 467-1606 (379 amino acids)
Biological process (GO): regulation of small GTPase mediated signal transduction; positive regulation of GTPase activity; ephrin receptor signaling pathway
Molecular function (GO): ephrin receptor binding; GTPase activator activity
Source: RefSeq, a predicted model, not a curated record
AGUUGCAGCAGGAAGCUCCCCAUCCUAGAAGAAUAACCUGCACUCGUGAGGUAGAGAACAGACCCAAAUAUUAUGGAAGAGACAGUGUGUCUCACCAUCAGAUCAUUAUUACAGUGCCAUCACUUUUGUCUGCCUAAAAUUACAGCUGCAAUUGCUGAUGGAUAUGGAUAUCACUGAGUGCUACUUUAAAUUCCAUGGGAUGAUCUCAAGGGAGGAAGCUGACCAAUUAUUGAGUGUUGCAGAGGGAAGCUAUCUCAUUCGUGAAAGCCAAAGGCAACCUGGGACCUACACUUUGGCAUUAAGCUGCUGGUGGCUCUGCUGGGGAGGCAGGCAAUUCAGUGAGACAGACGGCCCAGCACGUCCAGCUCUGGCAGAUGUCUUCUUCCUGUGCUUGUGGCAGCGUGCCUGGGAGCCCUGAGAAACCCAGUGCAUCCAGUCGUGAGGAGCAGUGUAGUGAAACAGGAUCAUGUCCCUUCCUGUGGCAAGAUUUGGAAGUCAAACCAGAAACUUCAGACUCUACUACGAUGGAAAACACUUUGUUGGGGAGAAACGUUUUGAGUCCAUCCAUGACCUGGUGACAGAUGGAUUGAUUACUCUUUAUAUUGAAACGAAGGCAGCUGAAUACAUUUCCAAGAUGACAAUUAAUCCAAUUUAUGAACACAUAGGAUAUACAACCUUAAACAGAGAGCCAGCACACAAAAAGCAUAUGCCAACCCUGAGAGAUGAACAUGAUGGCAAAGAGUCUACAGGAGAGGAUGAGGUAGCAGAAAAGAGGUUGACGUCGCUCGUCCGAAGAGCAACUCUGAAGGAAAAUGAACACGUUCCAAAAUACGAGAAGGUUCAUAAUUUCAAGGUGCACACGUUCAGGGGCCCGCACUGGUGUGAAUACUGUGCCAACUUCAUGUGGGGCCUCAUUGCUCAGGGAGUAAAAUGUGCAGAUUGUGGUUUAAAUGUGCACAAGCAAUGUUCCAAGAUGGUCCCAAAUGACUGCAAGCCAGACCUGAAGCAUGUCAAAAAAGUGUACAGCUGUGACCUUACCACGCUAGUAAAAGCACACUUCACCAAGAGACCAAUGGUGGUAGAUAUGUGCAUUAGGGAAAUUGAAUCUAGAGGUCUUAAUUCUGAAGGACUGUACCGAGUCUCAGGAUUUAGUGAUCUUAUUGAAGAUGUCAAAAUGGCGUUUGACAGAGAUGGGGAAAAAGCUGAUAUUUCUGUGAAUAUGUAUGAAGAUAUCAAUAUUAUCACUGGUGCACUUAAACUGUACUUCAGGGAUUUGCCAAUUCCACUCAUCACAUAUGAUGCCUACCCAAAGUUCAUAGAGUCUGCAAAAACCACGGAUCCGGAUGAACAGCUGGAAAUUCUCCACGAGGCGCUGAAGCUGCUGCCGCCUGCACACUGUGAAACUUUACGGUAUCUCAUGGCACAUCUGAAGAGAGUAACACUCCAUGAAAAGGAAAACCUGAUGAGUGCAGAAAACCUGGGCAUAGUUUUUGGACCAACUCUUAUGAGAGCGCCGGAGCUGGAUGCGAUGGCUGCGCUGAACGACAUCCGCUAUCAGAGACUUGUGGUGGAGAUGCUUAUAAAAAAUGAAGACAUUUUAUUUUGAAUAUUUUGGGGGUUUUGUAAUAAAAAAGGAAGCAACAGUGUUCUAUGGAUGAAGGAAUAUUUUAAAGUAAUUUAAUGGCUCUUGUCACUGAAUUCCAUAUUUGCUAGAGCUUUCGAUGUAUUCAGGAUAAAAAUGAAGGAACUCUUUGUCGUUUCUGUAGUGCCAUUCAGCUGAUGUUGAAAAAGGUUAACACAUACUUUCCAGUACUAGUAAUUCUGGGUGUUUAUCAUGUUGAAUUAAAAAACAAAAUGCCUAAAGCUAUUGCAUGAUUUGCUCCCUGUUCUCCCUGUUCUGGUGAGACUCAUUCCAUGAAGAAAACAACUGAACUGGUGCAGCUAUCUUUGUUCUGGAUAGUUUGUGAUUGUAAUUCAGCAUGUUUCUCCGUGUAAACCUGUUGUGAAUUUGCUUUUUUGUUCUAUGUAAUUGGUUUCUAAUACUACAAAGAAGGCAGACUUCUGUGAAAUGGAGCCUCUGGCCAUUUAUUGACAUUUCAUAUUCUUCUCUUCCACUUCUGGGGCUGAUUUAUUCUUGGGUUUCUUUCCAUUUUUUCAUCAUAUAGUAAUUUGUUUUUAACAGAAACAAAAUUGUACUUUAAAUGUUACUUUAAGUAAUUCUCCAUGAUGUUUAUGGUGGUUGCAGUGAAAUCUGCAAUACUGAACAGUGUUCCUUUAUUAUUAUUGCUAUUUCAAUUGUAAUUUUGUAUUUUUAUCUGGCAUGCAUAUAUUAAUUUAUUAAAUUUUGCUUUUAGAACUCUAACAUUA